AUGGUACGAGAUUGUCUGGAAAGCAAAUGUUUUAAAUGUGGGAAAUAUGGCCAUAUUUCUCCCUAUUGUCCAAAGAAACAGGAUAAAUUGCGAUGUGCAGGCUGUGGACGGUAUGGGCACAGUAAAGAGGAUUGUAAUGUAACCAAUUUCAAUACUAGAGGCGGUUUUCCCCAAAGGGACAUGGGACAAAAUCCUCCGAAUAUUAGAAUUAUUGAACAAAAUAAAAUAUAUUUUCGAUGCAUAAAGGAUGGCCAUGUUGCGAGAUAUUGUGAGUUUUUGUGA
Gordionus sp. m RMFG-2023 is the source of this 282-nucleotide messenger RNA. RefSeq names its product CCHC-type zinc finger nucleic acid binding protein-like. The record is from RefSeq and is a predicted model, not a curated record. Lineage: Eukaryota; Metazoa; Nematomorpha; Gordioida; Chordodea; Parachordodidae. The transcript has a single exon. Gene Ontology annotation, molecular function: nucleic acid binding; zinc ion binding. Bases 1 to 282 code for a protein of 93 amino acids.